Molecule: messenger RNA, 5772 nt
Organism: Homalodisca vitripennis (glassy-winged sharpshooter)
Lineage: Eukaryota; Metazoa; Arthropoda; Insecta; Hemiptera; Cicadellidae
Product: dnaJ homolog subfamily C member 10-like
Source: RefSeq, a predicted model, not a curated record
UUGUAUUUUCCGUGAAAAUUUGAAUAACGAGAAUCGAUCUAAUUCGGCAUACUUUUGUAGCCACGAAUGGUAUUUUUGAAUGAUAUCGAUGCUGCCGAUGUCGAUAAACAAACAAGUACUCGAUGAUUCGCCUCGACAGUCUGCUAUCAAUUCAAUUUCAAUUUUCGGAUUUCGGUAUAGUGUCAAUAGUGACUAGUGAGUGGGCAGAGGUUAUGUUUUAGUCAACAAAAAAUAAAAUAUUGUAACAAUUUAUUUUCAGUAUUGCAGUUUCGUGUAUGACUGUAUUUGGUUGUACUCAAUAAUAUCACAAUGUAUUUAACCAAAAUAUUAGUGCUGUUAUGUGUGGGCUUGUCAUCUGGAUCUGACUAUUACGAGCUGCUCGGGAUCACUAAAGAUGCAGACAACAAAGAGAUAAGGAAAGCCUUCAAGAAAUUGGCAGUUACACUGCAUCCGGAUAAAAAUCAGGGUGACUCUGAGGCUCACGAUAAAUUUGUAAAAGUGACCAGAGCUUAUGAGGUAUUGAAGGAUCCCCAGCAGCGGAAACAUUAUGACCUGCAUGGCGAGACGACCUCCUCUUCCUGGAGCCAAUCACAGUACCAUAGCUACACCUACUACAGGGACCAUUUCGGCAUAUACGACGAUGACCCCAACGUCAUAACCUUAAACUCUGCAGACUUUGAGACUAUGGUGGAGAAAUCACCCAAGCAGUGGUUUAUCAACUUCUACUCCCCACUGUGCUCCCAUUGCCAUGAUCUAGCUCCUGCGUGGCGACGGCUAGCUGCAGAUCUAGAAGGCGUGGUUAUGUUUGGAGCUGUCAACUGUGAGGAAGACUGGAACCUCUGUCGUCAGCAGAACAUUCGUUCCUACCCCUCCUUGGUGCUCUAUCCCUCGAAGGAACGCUACAACGGCCCACACGCAGAGGAGUCUCUCUCCCAGUUUGUGCUGAGCCGAGCUGUGAAGGACGUUCGUACAGUAGCCACCACAGAGGAGUGGACUCAGCUGACAGCUCCCCCCCACCCCUCCAGCUGGUUGCUGGUGCUGUGUAACAGUGACUCUCUGCCCGACUGUCUGGUAGACGAGCAGCUCACCAGGCUUGCUGCGGCUCUGUAUGGUCUCGUGGGUGUGGCAGUACUGGACUGUGUCUCUCUACCGAUCUGUACUCAGCUGACACAGGGAGACUACACCAGUACAGUAUUCUGGCAGAGGGGUGGGGACGGAGAGAGUUUUGCUACACGGACUGUCGUUAGUGAGCUGCCUCGAGACAUGGCCAAGGAAGUCUUUACAUAUCUGCCAGAGCCUCAGGAGCUGGAUGUUAAUUCCUUCCAGGACAUGGUCACACGACUAGAGCUUGGCUCCAGUACAGCCUGGCUGGUAGAUUUCUACCUGGGCUCUGACUCUGAUCUGGACCUAGAGAUGAAGAAACUUGCGGCGAUGUUGUCCUCCAUGAAUGUAGGUCGAGUUAACUGCGCCCGCUAUCCCUCUGUGUGUGCGGACAUGUCAGUGUCCCGCUACCCCUCGGUGGCAGUGUUCAAGGCGGGGGGAGGACACGAAGUGUUCCACGGAACAGUAACUGCUCUGGCCGUAGCUCAGUUUGCUCGGGAAAGUGCCAGAGCUACCAACAUCCGCACACUCUCUCCAGAACUUUUCCCACAACUCGUCACUCAAGGAGCAGAUGGCAGCUCACCAUGGUUUGUGGACUUUUAUGCGCCAUGGUGCCCACCAUGUAUGCGGCUGCUACCUGAGUUGCGUAAGGCAAGUGAAAGAUUCGACACUGUGGUGCGGUUUGGUACGGUUGAUUGCACCAUACACUCGGCGCUCUGUAGACAGCACAAUGUCCAGUCCUACCCUACCACAAUGUUGUUCAACGUGUCUCAACCAUCACAGCUGUUCCGCGGAGAACACACAGCUUCCUCUAUCAUUGACUUUAUACAGGACAUCAUCAACCCCCAAGUGGUGAAGCUGACGGAAGAGACAUUCUAUACAUCUGUGGGGCGGAAGCCCCUAGACUCCGUAUGGUUGGUGGACUUCUUCAUGCCGUGGUGUGGACCCUGUCAGGCACUGGGCCCUCAGUGGCGGAAACUGGCCAAGAUGGUGUCUGAUCUGCCGAAAGUAUUUGUGGGGGAGGUGAACUGCCAGGAGGAGCUAGAAUUGUGUCGACAGCAGGGGGUUCGCAGCUACCCCACAAUCAGACUCUACCCCUUCCAGAGCACUGGCCUCUCGACUGUGGCCAUGUACAGUGGAUACCAGAGAGAUGCCAAAUCUAUCAGGAUGUGGCUGUACAACUUCCUACCUUCUUUAGUGGAGGAGUUGACUGCUGAGAAGUUCGAUCAGGUCAUAAAGGGACCGGAUGCUUGGCUCAUUGAUUUCUAUGCUCCUUGGUGUGGACACUGCCAUGCCUUCGCACCAGAGUUCGCCACUGUAGCCCAGAGGUUGGAGGGUCGGGUCAAGUGUGGGAAGGUGAACUGUGAUGUGGAGCGUGUUGUGUGCCAGAACGCAGGAGUCUCAGCGUAUCCGACUGUACAGUGGUACCGGCCGGCGUCGCGCCAGACUCGCGGCCAGGAGAUCACCACUCAGCAAGCAGACAAAAUCGUCAACUUUGUCGAGGACCAGCUGAGACACCUGCGGGGCCAUGAUGAGCUUUAACUGUGAUAUUAGUUAGGUGCAACUGAUAUUUGCCACUUUGGCAGUUAGGAAUUACGGUCAUUAGGAAUUUUGACCACCAAGUACUAUGGUAAUUAGUCAAUAAAUCAUUCAUAUUGUAUUGACUUUAACAGAAGUCAACUUUUUGUUAGAUGGAUUAUGUGGUUUGUAAUCAAUGUUACUGUAGGAAACUUCCACAAGGUAUUUCUUGAAAUUCAUCACUAAUUCCACUUCAAAAUCACGUUUAUUCUUACCAACCCUGGAUUAUACAAUUCAUUCCAUUUCUUGUAGCUAUAUCUGGAGUCGUCUGUACUUUGGCUUUGCGAAUUGGCAGGAUCGUAAUACACUCAUAAAAUAUAAUUUUAAUUUGCUGUUUUUAUCACAGUUCAAACCAACUGUCCUAAAAUAGGGCUUAAAGUUAUAUUGUUUUAAUUCUACACUUCUUCAGCUUAUUCAUUACUAUUUAUUUGUUAUUAGUUCUGUCACUAACCGCUAAAAACCAAAGACUAAUCAUGAGUGAUAGAAGCUCGACAGUUGUUAAAUUUCAAAACAGCUGUUUCUUUGUUCUGUUGAUUUUAUAUCUCUUGGCUUCUGUGAUUUGCCUUGUACUUAUUUUCAGGAGUAGACAUUUCCGUUUACACCUUUAAAAAAAAUUUCAUUUGCUAUACAUAACUUCUAAAGUGUACAAUUUCUUGUCCAGCACAAAAAAUUGAACCUUUUUUAUAUUUUAGAUUUAAAUAUAAAGGGUUUUUGUGAUCUCUGUUUACAUAUUCUUUUAAAAACCAGUUUUUUUAUGUUUUCAAUUCUCAGAACCUAAAGUCCACGAUUUUGCAGCUAAACAAACAAAUUAUUUUCAGGAUAAUUUAUUCUUCUAAAAUAUUUUGUGCAACACUUGAAAUCUUGUAUUUUCACUCCUACUUAUAUCUGUUUAAAUGUACUACAGUGGACUUUACGUUCCUUCUGUAAAAAUAUUGAUAAAAUGAAAAUUAUUAUAGGAAACAUAAAAAGGCAGUGAACAGCAAAAAUAGUACUCAUGCACGAAGGUAUAACAGUCGGCUGUGGUGAUGACAGAAUAAAAGUGUUUUUUUCCGAUAAUAAAUUACCCAAAGUUCCAUUAAGAUGCAUAGUUUUUUAAAAGCUUUUACUUUUGUAUAAACCAGUCCCACCACUCUUCUUAGUUGAAUUUUGAACAGUAAUCUUGUAGCAUAUAUUAGUUAUAUUAUAUUUUAAAAAUUAUGAAAUAAAUAUUUUUCAUUAUAUAAUCUGUUGUACUAAUAAAAAAGAAAGCUUUGCACAAGAUUUUCACCACACUGUUCAUCUCUUAACUAAUACUAAAGUAUUAUUACAAUCUGUAAUUUUAAAACUUAAGUACAAAUAUAAAAUAAUGAAAAUAUGUCUAUACAUAUCUGUGAGAUUUGUUUCUUAACCCUUUAACUGUUGAGUUCCUGGAAUCACGGCAACACUCCAACCACCAGGCUUAGUUACAGUAUUUUUUUCCCAUUUUUAGGAGUUUUUGACGUAACACAUUAUUUAAAGAUUAAUAAAUAGAGUAAACAAUUCAUUAACAAUGUUUACAAACAUCUCAAAUAAUGUCAACCGAGAGUUGAUGAGGUAAUAUAAACAAUUAUUUUAUCAACAAAAUAUUACCACUAUUAUGAGUAAACAUUGGAAAACACCUCAUAAAAUAUCAAUGUAACCAUUCCCAAACUUGUGUACGAUACAAAGCAACGUGGCAUCCAAGUAGUUUGAGUUAUGUCCACAAGACUGCACCACCAACUGGACAGUUAUCUUCUAGACAUUUCUAACAUAAUAAAACAUCAAGUAACACAAUAUAACAGCUGAUACAACAAAAAUAAAACUUAUAAUAUAAAAACGAGUAUACUCAGGCGUUGCAGUAGUUCGUAAAACUAGAUUUGCACAGUAUCUCGGGCGUGGCAGUUAAAGGGUUAAAUAACUUAAAAACAAACAAAUACAAAAUUUUUAGAAAUUAGAUUUUAAAGGGUUUUUAAUUUAUUAAAUACAGGGUACUUUUAACUAUAUAAUUUUUAUGUUAAUGUUAAUUUAGUAAUACAGAAUUGCAGAUUUAUUGUUUGGUCUUGUUACUUAAAAAAAGGCUAAGUAAAUUUAUAAGUGAAGUUUUAUUGUAUUUCUUAUGACAAAAUUUUAAACAUUUUUAUUACAGAUUUAAACUUACUUGCCUGUAACACUUUGUAUCUUUAAGUUUUGUACUCACAUAAUAUUUUAUAAUUUGUUCAUUUUAGUGAGUUUUGGAUCUCAUUUUCUUAAAUGAAAUUAAGAUAAAAAUUAUGGUCUAAAUAAUUUUUCCAGCCAUACUAAUGAUAUUACCUUGCCUCAACAUACUUAUUUAGCUUUAUAUAUGCUUUUAAAUAUAAAUACUUUUAAAUUAAAUGCAUUAAUAUUUUUAAGCCCACAGUUUAAUAACACUGUUAUAGUUUGGUAAGAAAAUCAAACUAUUAUUUUUAUCAUUUUGUACAUUGUGAAGAUGACAUAAUGCCAAAAACAUGUUGUGUUUAGUGUAAUAAAAUGUAAAAAACUAAGGAUAGUAGUUUGCUUUUCUUACCAAUACAGCAAAUGUUUAUUUAAUCAGUUAAUUUUUUUCAAUAAAGGAUAUAGAGAGGUUUUGUGGAUACAGACUAUUAUUGAAUUAAAUCACAAAACCUUUAUGUUCAUUACACUGUUAAUCGUAUAAUCUGUUUACUAUUGUAAUCAAAUUACUGUUUAUAUUAAACCAAAAUGGAGCAUACUUGUGUAAAAUAAAUUAACAAUAUAAGUCUAAUGAAAUAGACAUAUAAUGUUUUGCUUUAUUGUGAAAUUUUAUAUUUUAGUUUAUUCAAUCUAAAACUGCUAUUAAUUAGUUAUAUUAAUUUUCAGUGGUUUUACUCACUAAUAUCAAUGUUUGCUUUAUUCAACUAGAUUUACUUAUCCCCAAAUGUGAGGAGUAAUAUUUUACAUCUAGUUUUGGAUGUAAUAAGUGGAUUGCGUUACCCAGUGAUUAUUAAAUUAUGUAUUAUUGAUUAUAAUUAUUGAUCUAUUCAAAAUAGUGUCCAUUUGAUUAUGUACUAAAAUAAUAAUACAGUCAACUAUAAAUAAAUCAAGGACUCUGUAAAACAA